AUGUCUCGCAGAUCAUUAUGGGGGAGCUUAAGGCUCGUCUCUAAACGCCAAUUCGCUGUUUCCGAAGCUCAAUACCGCUGCUUUUCCUGCUCCUUGCGGACCCAGAACCAGUCCAAGUCUGACAAGGACCGAAUGACACACUUUGGCUUUACGAAUAUACCGGAGCACGAGAAAGAGUCAAUGGUCGGUAAGGUCUUCAGCUCGGUUGCCUCAUCGUACGAUACUAUGAACGAUCUCAUGUCAAUGGGUAUUCACCGUCUAUGGAAAGACCACUUUGUGCGCUCAUUAAAUCCCGGGUCCGCGCUUCCUUCGCGCGACAACGACUCAGCUGAGAAGGGCUGGAAUAUCCUCGACAUCGCCGGCGGAACCGGCGAUAUCGCCUUUCGCAUGCUAGACCAUGCAACGAACAUCAACCACGACUACCACACUCGAGUCAAGAUUGCCGAUAUCAACCCUGAUAUGCUAGCGGAGGGCAAGAAACGCAGUAUCCAGACCCCCUACUACAAUUCGGAGCGGCUGUCGUUCAUGCAGGGCAAUGCGGAGCAUAUGCCCUCGAUUCCGGAUAACUCGGUCGACCUGUAUACUGUGGUUUUCGGAAUCCGCAACUUCACCGAUAAGCAGGCGGCACUUGUGGAGGCAUACCGCGUAUUGAAGCCGGGUGGUGUGUUUGCUUGCAUGGAGUUUAGCAAGGUGGACAAUCCUUUGUUCAAUGCGGUCUACAAGCAGUGGAGUUUUAGUGCCAUUCCCUUGAUCGGUCAGUUAGUGGCAGGAGACCGUGAGAGCUACCAGUAUCUUGUGGAGAGUAUCGAGAAAUUCCCCAGCCAGGAGGAAUUCAGAGGGAUGAUCCAGAAAGCUGGGUUCAUGAUCCCUGGACGAGGAUUUGAGAACCUCACUGGCGGUAUUGCUGCUAUUCACAAGGGCAUCAAACCGUUGUCGCGGGCUUAAUUGACCUCCAGGUGGGGUUAUGUAUACUAUUCCUUAGAGAUGUAUUAUACAGAGUAUGAAUUCUAGUGUG
This is a messenger RNA of Aspergillus nidulans FGSC A4, 1015 nucleotides long. RefSeq names its product 2-hexaprenyl-6-methoxy-1,4-benzoquinone methyltransferase. The coding region runs from base 1 to 945 and encodes 314 amino acids. The transcript has 2 exons. NCBI's taxonomy places the organism in Eukaryota, Fungi, Ascomycota, Eurotiomycetes, Eurotiales, Aspergillaceae. The record is from RefSeq and is a predicted model, not a curated record.